Didymodactylos carnosus is the source of this 786-nucleotide messenger RNA. The record is from the annotation of a GenBank genome assembly. NCBI's taxonomy places the organism in Eukaryota, Metazoa, Rotifera, Eurotatoria, Philodinida, Philodinidae.
AUGAAAUUGAACAUACUCACAGGCAUGGUCAACUUGGAUGGAAAAGCCAAGUAUCUUGAUACCGUCAACAAAAGUGAAGAAGUGGAUCGAACUACUCUCGUAUUAAAGCUUAAAACAAAAUGUGACACUCUUCUGAUUUCGCAUGCUGGCAUUCUUUCUCUCAUCAAUCCAGCUGCAUUUAAACAUCCGGAUACAACACAUGUCGUUACACAAAUAUAUUGGGGCGCAAAUGUCUCGGCUACUUUCGAUCAACAAACAACUACAUCCACAGAGAAGAAUACAGCUUCCGGAAGUGGAUCGGCGACUACACCGAAGAUAAAAGAACUUGUGAGUGAUCUUUCGUGCAGUAGUGAUUUUCAACGACUCAAAGAGGAAGAAUCAAAGGGAAAAACGAUAAAAAUUGAAUUUCAAGGCGAUGUGGAAAUGAACAUUAUGCCGUCUUCGAUGGACGAUGCAUUAGCAAUGAUCAAAAAUAUUCCUCUUAAGAUAGCAGAAAAGAAUGGAGGCAAAGGUGUUCAAAUUUCCUAUAUAUUGACUCCGCUUAGCGAAGUCAUUCAUUACUUGCCAUCCAUUGAACCUCAAGUGUCGCCAACGGAUAACGUGUUCGCUCGCAAGAUGGACGACGACUUUGUUCGUCACAUUCAAAUUAUCUUUGAUCAACUACUACUUGAUACUCGCCGCAUGAACGCAUUCAUCGAACUUGCUAAUAACAAGUAUAAAAAUUACUUAUCAGCUCAAGAUGCGACCCUUCUUCAGGAUCAACAAGUAAGAUGUACGAUAUUUUAA